Messenger RNA from Protopterus annectens (West African lungfish), 7511 nucleotides. RefSeq names its product NBAS subunit of NRZ tethering complex (gene NBAS). The record is from RefSeq and is a predicted model, not a curated record. NCBI's taxonomy places the organism in Eukaryota, Metazoa, Chordata, Ceratodontiformes, Protopteridae. Gene Ontology annotation, biological process: retrograde vesicle-mediated transport, Golgi to endoplasmic reticulum. Gene Ontology annotation, molecular function: SNARE binding. The transcript has 52 exons. Gene Ontology annotation, cellular component: endoplasmic reticulum membrane; Dsl1/NZR complex. The coding region runs from base 40 to 7152 and encodes 2370 amino acids.
UAACUGGGAUGCCGUACGCUUGACCUUUGACAAGUAAACAUGGUCGUGCCGGUUGUGGAAGAUUUUUUAGAAAACGAAGAUGAGAACAUUUUGUAUGAUUUGCUUAUUAACACUGAAUGGCCUCUUGAGAUUGAGCAUCAGCCGAGAGGGAGCAGGGCUCGUAGUUCAUCAUCUAUCAUCACAAAGGCAGUAACAGGUCUUUCUGAUUUCAUCUUUCACUAUGUGUGGUACAGUCCAGCCAGGUCUUUAUUGCCACCUGGAUUGCUUCACCUUGUUAACAAGCAGAUGUCAUGGCAGAUCAUUCUUGCAAGUAAUGGAAAGCUUUUGGCCAUUGUUGAAGACCUUUGUGUUGAAAUCAGGUCUGCCCGGGAUGAUUUCAGCUCUGUCAUAGGAAAGUGCCAAGUGCCCAAGGACCCUAACCCACAGUGGAGGAGAGUAGCAUGGAGUCAUGACUGCACACUUCUGGCAUAUGCUGAAAGUACUGGGACAGUACGAGUGUUUGACCUAAUGGGCAGUGAGCUGUUUGUCAUUCCACCGGCUACCAGUUUUUCAGGAGAUUUAUCCUAUGCAGUGGCGGGACUGAUAUUUUUGGAAUACAAGGCCAGUGCACAGUGGCUCGCAGAAUUACUAGUUAUCAACUACCGUGGGCAGCUGAAGAGUUAUCUUGUUAGUGUGGGAACUAAUCAGAGUUACCAAGAAAGCCACAGUUUCAGCUUCAGCAGCCACUACUCUUGGGGCAUAUCAUCAGCAAUUUAUCUUCCAAGUUACAGACUACUGCUGAUCGGUGGCUUUGAAUCAAAUGAAGAUGGAGCAUCUAAAGCAACCAGCUGUGGCCUAACAUCUUGGAGAGUUCUGUCGGGGUCACCUUAUUAUAAACAGGUCACUAGCUAUGAAGAUGAUGUCUGUGCAGCUCAGAGGAGAAAAGGUUUACUGAGGAUGGUCAGCUUUAGAUUUUAUGGAGGACGGAAAAGGGAGCAGGACGGUAUUUUUAAGAUGAGCCUCUCUCCGAAAGGUACUCUGUUAGCUGCAGUUCAUUUCUCAGGCCGACUUUCAAUUUGGGAAUUACCUUCUCUCAGGUUAAAAAGAGAAUGGACUCAAGAUUCACAGCCAGGUUAUGAUGACAUCAACCCUGAGUGGCGGUCUUCAAUUGAGAAGCGGAAAAAGAUAAAAGACAAAGAAUCGUUUUACCCCCUCAUUGAUGUAAAUUGGUGGGAGGAAAAUGCAGUCAUCUUGGCUCGGUGCUCUGGCGCUUUGACAGUGUCAUCAGUGAAGUCUUUAAGGAACCUUUUGGGAAAGUGUUGUGAAUGGUUUGAGCCAUCCCCACUGGUUACUGCUGCUCAUGAUGGAGGGUUUCUCAGCUUGGAGUGUGAAAUUAAAUUGGCUCAGAAGAGGGCCCGUCUUGAAAGUUGUGCAAGUACUGAAGAGGAGUGGGAAGAUGAGUCUGACUCAGAUGAAGAAUCCUCUGCAAAGGCCAGAUACUGGGGCUAUGUAAAACAUGGUCUGUACUACAUAACUGAGAUGGAGCGAUUUGCUCCACCUCGUAAACGUCCAAGGACCAUCAGUAAAAACUAUCGUCUUGUGAGCUUGCGAUCUACUACCCCAGAAGAGUUGUAUCAGAGAAAGAUUGAUCAUGAAGAAUAUGGAGAAGCAUUGUCUUUGGCCCAGGCAUAUGGCCUAGAUACAGAUCUGGUCUAUCAGAGACAGUGGAGGAAGUCUGUUGUGAACAUUGCUUCCAUUCAGGACUACUUGAGCAAGAUUAAGAAACGUUCCUGGGUUCUUCAUGAGUGUGUUGAAAGAGUGCCAGAAAAUGUGGAUGCUGCUAAGGAGUUACUUCUGUAUGGGUUGAAAGGCACUGAUCUUGAAGCUCUCAUAGCUAUAGGAAAAGGAGAAGAUGGUGGCAGAUUUAUACUGCCUGGAGAUGUGGAUAUAGAUGAACUGCCAUAUGAUGAUUUUCUGUCACCUGUGGAGGAAAUGGAACGCCAAAAGGAAAGAGAAAUUAAAAAGAAGCAAGAACUUCUGAAAUUGUUGGACUUCUCAAAGUUGACACUAGAACAGAAAGAAGUUUGCCGAUGUAGAUUGAAGUUACUGACAUACCUGGAUCGUUUGGCAACCUAUGAGGAAAUUCUUGGAGGACCACAUGCAGCUGAGGAAAGAUAUGAUGCAGAAUUUUUCAAGAAAUUUAGAAAUCAGAAUAUUGUCCUUUCUGCAAGAAACUAUGCAAGGGAAGGCAAUGUGCAGGCUCUAGCUAUUUUGUUCACCUUCCAUGGAUCAGAACUUUGUGAACAUCGUCUGGCUCUACUUUCUAACUUUCCUGAGACAUGUUCCCCACAUGAAUAUGCUGUUUUGCUUCCUGAGGCUCAAUAUAACAGUACUGGUGAUUUGGUGAACAUUCCUUGGCAUGAGAAAAGGCACAGAGAAAGAGACUUCUGUGAAGAGCCAGAAUGCAGAAAAAUAAUUGAGCCCAACCCCCUGGAUGAAGCAGCAUUUCUGUAUGAAGAAGAGAAGAAACAUUUGAAAUAUAGAACUUCUAACCCAACAGUAGAAUUACUUGCAGACUGGUAUCAGAACAGGGCAGAAGAGAUUGAGAGCAAUUCCAGACAGGUUGACUGUGCACUGUCUUUGAUUCGCCUUAGUAAGGAGAGAAAUAUUCCUGGUUUAGAUGCUCUCUGUGAGGACCUUAUUACACUUGAGACAAUUGUGUAUGAGGCACAAAGUGAUAUUACUCUGACUUUAAAAGAAAUGCAGCAGAUGAAGGACUUGGACAAGCUAAGGCUAUUGAUGAAAAAUUCAUCUGAGGAAAGGUAUGUGAAAAACGCUUAUCAGUGGAUGAUCCCAUUCCUUCAUCGCUGUGAAAGCCGAACACCAGGGUUAGCAAACCUGCUUCUAAAAGAGCAUUUGAUAACCAUGGCAAAGGAUGACCUGAGUUUUCCACUUAAAAUAUUCCAGAACUCAAAACCAAAUUGCCAGCAGAAGCUUAUUUCUGACCAAGACCAGUUAAUGAGUAUAGCACUGGACUGCAUUUACAGCUCAGAACGAGAUAAUCAGUUGCCUUUAUGCUAUGAUAUACUGGAGUGCCUCCCUCAAAGAGGUUAUGGACAUGAAACCGAGAUGACUAGAAUUCUGCAUGACAAAGUGGACCAGCUAGAACGCCAUCUCAGUGUUUCUGAGGUUUUAGAAAAACAUGGGCUUCAGAAACCAAUUUCCUUUGUAAAGAACUCCGAGUGCAGCAUAGAGGAAGCACGCCAGCUCAUGGUGAGGUUGACGAGGCAUACUGGACGCAAACAACCUCCUGUUAGUGAAGCCCAUUGGAGGGGCUUGCUUAAAGAUAUGCUGGACAUGCAGCAGAAUGUUUACAAGUGCCUGGAACCUGAUGCCUGCUAUGAGAUAUUUACAGAGAGCUUGCUCUGCUCAAGUCGCCUGGAGAAUAUCCGCUUGGCAGGGCAGCUGAUGCACUGCUGUUCUGGGUUGAGCAGCCUGCAUGCUAGUGUCACCUCCCGAGGCAAACGGCCCUCUAAGGUUAACUAUGAAAAAAGUGUUGAAUUGGUUCUGGCAGCUGCAAGAGAGUACUUCAAUUCAUCAACAAACUUAACAGACAGUUGCAUGGAACUCGCCAGGUGCUGCCUGCAGCUUAUCUCUGAUUGCCCUCCUGUAGUGCAAGAAGAACUUGAUCUCAUCAGUGCUGUCAGUCAGCUUGAGGAAUUUGGAGUAAAGAUUCUGCCUCUGCAAGUUCGUUUACGCUCUGAUCGCUUGAGCCUUAUCAAAGAGUGCAUUUCUCAGUGUCCGACUGCUUAUAAACAAUCUGGAAAACUCCUUGUCCUUGCUGAUCUUCUGAGAGUUUCAGGAGAUGACCAACCAAGAAGAAAAGGUCAAGUUUUGAUGUUACUGGCUGAGCAAGCUCUUCGGUGUCAGGAUUACCGGGCAGCCAAUAUCCAUUGCCAGGAACUCAUGGCAGCAGGUUAUAGUGAUUGCUGGCAGGUGUGCAGCCAGCUGGGAGAAUCAGAGGGUUACCAAGAUCUUGGAACUCGGCAAGAACUCAUGGCUUUUGCACUCACUCACUGUCCGCCAAAUGUCAUUCAGUCUCUUCUGGCAUCAAGCAGCUGUCUGCAAACCCAGGUCCUUUGUCAAGCAGUUAAUUAUCAAAUACAGCCAGCAGAAGGAACAGAUGUCACACACAGUUGCCAUACUGUGCCUCCUACCUAUCAGCAACCAUUUCAGGGUGACAACAAGACUUCCAUUAGCAGUUCAUCAGACCUCCUACACCGGACUACAGCCAAAACAAUGGAAAUGUUAUCUAGUACAACCACUACAACUAAAGCAGUACUGUAUGCUGUUAGUGAUGCUCAGUGGUGGAAGAAGUCACUAACAUAUCUUCGCCCUUUGCAAGGUCAGGGAUUGGGAGAAGCUUUGAAGGGCAUGGCCGGAGCUAAUGCAGAUUUGGAAAGGCAAGGCUGUCAUCCUUUCUAUGAGUCUAUUAUUCAGAAUUCUGUCAUCGAUAAAAGUGAAGUAACUUAUACAAGCUACCAUCAUAACCCCUUAGAAAACUUUGCGGAAGUCCUGCUGAGGACAGGAAAACUCGCAGAAACUAAAAGCGAAGGAGAAGUAAUUUUCCCAGCUACAGAAGUUCUUCUUCAGUUGGCUAAUGAUGCUCUUCCCACUGAUAUGACCUUGGCUGUCGCUUACCUUCUUGCUUUGCCACAGGUGAUAGAUGCUGAUAAAUUUUUUCAGAAGCAGGCCCAUUCAGCCUUAUUACUUCAGCUGGCUGCCUAUUACUAUGCAUUACAGAUUUAUGCGCGUUUAGUUCCUUGUGUCAAGGACAGCUGUCAUCCCCUCUAUAGGACUGACCCCAAAGAACUGAUCACUUUAGUCACAAAGGACAUUGCAGCCCAUGCUACAGUUGAUUGGCCCCACGACUGCAUAUUGCUGAUCGAACAGCUGCUUCACUACAAUGAAUGCUUGACAGAUUUGACCCAGGCACAGAUCUUACAGGGCCUUGGAAAAGGAGUCGAUGUUCAACGGUUUGCUGCAGACAGCCAGUAUAAGAGAGAAACAAUCCUUGGCUUGGCAGAGACACUUGAAGACAGUGUGUUCAGAAUCUCUCUGUCCCUGGCUCAGCGCUACAAUAUCCCUUUGUGGGAAAUUUAUAUGAUACACCUGGAAUUUCUUUUCACAGACAGUGGGCUUACCACAAGUGAUAUUGAAGAGAGGAUACAGCUUCUUGAUCUGUUUGAUACACUGAAAACCAAUCCUGAAUCUUUCUACGAUCACAUGAUCAAAUAUGUUUAUUCGAGUAUUUGUGGCACGGAUCAUUCUCGUUUGCUUUACUUCUACAGUCUUCUUGAACAUUGUGGGUGCUCAGAAUUUGUGACGCACAGUAUAAAGCCUGAUACCCACGUAGAGCUGCUGAAGAAACUUAAGAUAGUCGCACCAGGUCUAAAUUAUAAAAAAUUAACAGAUGAGGAAUCAAACCCUUUGGAAGUGUUGGAACCCGUUCUUACCAGUCAGAAUGUUUUAUCCAUUUCCAAACUGGCACCCAAAAUACCAAAGAAAGGUGGAAAUAUGUUGACUUCUAGUUCCGUGCAUGCAGUAUGGCUGCAGAAACUCUUUUGGAAUGGAGAUCCCCAGCUCAUUACAGAAAAACCUAACACUGAAUCUCAGUGGUUACAUGUGUAUGAUAUUUGUGCGAAAUACUUUGACAGGCUGGUCCCAGCAGAUCUCAUUGGAUUUAUUGAUAAUAUCUCUUUCUCUCUGAAAGCAGCUAGCAUGCUGACUACUGACACUCGUGUGGAAAUGACUAAGAAAGCUAUAAGGGCAGUCAAACAGAUCAUUGAAAAGCCAAGAAAAAAGGUUUCAGAGGAAGAUGCACAACCUGCAGAAUAUUCCCUAGUCAGUUACGAGGAGGCUUUGAAUCAUCUGCAGCAGUCACUUGCUCAUUUGGAAACUCUCAGUCACAGCUUUAUAGUCUCCCUCAAGAAAAACCACCAGGAGUAUGGUUUGCUGUAUGACCUUUCAAGAUCUGAAAAAAAGAAAAUUCAUGAUCUGGUGGUGAGCUUGUGUGUAGAUGGACAGUCCUUAGACAUGAUCAAACAACUGUUAGAGAUAUCUGCUAUGCCGCUGGGCAUCUCUCCAAAGGAGGUAGUGAAGGAUGCUGUAAACAAGGUUAUAACAUCCCUAAGUGGUACUGCUUCAGAUUUACCAUCAAAUAAAGACCCAUUACGUGUUCUUGAAGGUAUUGUUACAGCAGUACAUUCCAGUGUUGAAAGCGGGGAGAAACUUGUUUCUUCUGAUGACCUGUUGGCAUGGCUGAGACCUUUCUGUGGUGAUCCCUCAUUGCCAGUGAAACCUCGUAUUGAUGUUCUUCAGAUUCUUGAGCAAGUUUUUAAUUUAAGUGAUGAAGAUAAUAAACUGUUGGUAUUCUUCAGGACCCAGGCCGUGCUUAAAACAAGCUGGCCAGAGAAACAGGUGGAGAUAACUGAUGUUGACAAUGAACAGAAAAGAUAUCACUUAUUUCUAGAGCUGUUGCACUCCAGUACCCAAGAAACAGAGUUUCAGCAUCUAGCACUACUGUUGCAGGCCUGGCCCCCUAUGAAGAGUGAAGCACUAACAAGAGCAAAUGGGAAUCCAUGGGUUAAGUUAGGAGCGGCCAUGUUAUCCAUUUGCCCUGCUGAACAGAAAGAGAGUAGAAGUAAAGAGGUUCUGAAGAUGUGCCGAUCUCUCUACAAUACAAAACACAAGUUAUCUGCAGAGUGUGUGAAGCAGAUAUGUUGCCUUCUGAUAGACUGCAGUUUCUUACUGCCAGCCCUGAAACUCUUUGUAGAAAGUCAUGACCAGGAUCUGCACACCCUGGCACUGGAGCAGAUAAAAGUCAUCACUAAGGUUGAUGAUAUGACCUGUGAUACAGAGCUUCUUUCACUGCUUUUGGAUGCUAAGUUAGUUGCAAAGUGCGUAUCAACCGUUUAUUAUUGUCAUCUUAUUAAGUGCCUGUUGAGUCAGGAGGAGGAAGAGGCACGGUGGAAUGUGGAAGAAGUCGCUCAGCAGCUACAGGAUGCUGGAUAUACUAUAGAGGCAGGGUCUCUGCUGCUGUCUCACAGGGACACUCACCCAUCAUUACUUACAUUCAGCACUGCCCUUGGCAUUGUAAAAAGAUGGCUUUGAACACUGUAUGUUUGAUAAAUUGGUACUUGCCCUUCAUUUAUUGUUUGCAUUUAGCUGACAUUAACAAGAAGAGAUGCCUGCAUACAUGGGCAGUAGGAAAAGCUGUGACGCACUACUUCUCGAAACACUUAAAGAUGCUUUGUAAAUAUUUAUAUUAGAGGCAAGCUGAAAUCAGGAUUAGGACAAACUGUUAAGUAAUACAGUUGAGGAGGCAUUUAAUAAAAAAUGAGAAAAUGACUUAUUAUUCUGAAGUUUUGCCACGUGAUUAUUUGUCCUCUAUCAGUGUAUUAACAACAUUUCAAAUGUUAAUAUCACUUUCUAAAACUGAAAUGAAUAAAGUAUUUAUUUUUAGAUAUUCA